CCGGGCUGGGCUGGGCUGGGCUGGGCUGGAGGCGGCGGCGCUGCUUCUUCCUCCUUCCUCUCCCCUCAUGGCGGCCGAGCUGGGCCAAGAGGCCGAGGUGGCGGAGCUGCAGCGGCUGGUGGCGGCCGAGGAGCAGCGGGCGCGACUCACGGCCCAGGUCCACACCUUCAUGGAGGCCUGCUGGGAGAAGUGCGUGGACAAGCCCGGCUCCAAGCUCGACUCCCGGACCGAGACCUGCCUGGCCAACUGCGUCAACCGCUUCAUCGACACCACCUUGUCCGUCACCAACCGCUUUGCGCAGCUCAUGCAGAAGGGCGGCCACUGACCCGGGCCCCGGCAGGCUCUGGGAGGGGGCCCUUCCCUGGUCAGCCUGAGGAAGAGCCGGUUGGCUGCCGAUUGGCCCUCGGUUCCCCGACUGGCAAGAGAAGGAGACUUGGUGGAAGAAAUGCCCGACUAAAUCAGGAGGCCACUCCAAGCAAGUGGACUUGCAAUAUUGGACCGUUUUCCUCCCUGCCUGGCAGGAGAAAUAGGAGUAAUUGCACCCAGAUGGUGUUAAACAAGCUCACUUAUCCAAUUGAAGGAGUCUUAAUAUUUCCGUUAUGCACAAGGGGAUGUAAAGAUUCAGUCCAGUAACGUUGUGCACAGAACGAUUUGGCUGGAUCCAAAGCUGCUGUCAAUAUCAGCAUGAGAAAAAUGUAAUUUAUUCUCCUUUACUGGGAGAUGGAUCAAACAUUUACUUUAUCCAGCUAUGGGGUAUGUUUGUACAAAAUGAAAAUCCAUCAUUAAAUGGAGAAUGGUUUCUUGAAUAA
Messenger RNA from Pantherophis guttatus, 809 nucleotides. It is a transcript of the gene TIMM8B, whose product is annotated as translocase of inner mitochondrial membrane 8 homolog B. The record is from RefSeq and is a predicted model, not a curated record. Lineage: Eukaryota; Metazoa; Chordata; Lepidosauria; Squamata; Colubridae.